AUGGUGAAAAAGUUGCAAAGGAAACCAAAGAUAUUGCAAAAUGAAGAUAUUUUUGAUCGUUUCACACAUACUGUGGAUAAAAUCCCAAAGCUCAUCAAAGAUGACUACUACAUUUCCCGUGAGCUUGGAAGCGGUGCAUGUGGUGUUGUGAGAUUAAUAUUUAACAAAAGGACAUGUGAUAAAUUUGCUAUGAAAGCAAUCAUCAAGAGUAAAGCAGAUGAUGAAAAGAAAUUAAAUCAUCCUAAUCGUAUUAUGAAUGAAAUUAAUAUUAUGAAAAAAUUAGAUCAUCCCUUCAUAGUUAGUGUCUACAACAUUGUUGAAACUCCUGAAGCAGUAUUUUUGAUAUUGGAGCUUAUGAAUGGAGGUGAUUUAUAUAAUAAAAUUAAAGAGUCGAAAUAUCUGAAAGAACCAAUAGUUAAGAAUAUUAUAUACCAACUAGCUGUUGCUGUUAAUUACUUACAUCGACAGAACAUCACACAUAGAGAUUUAAAACCUGAGAAUAUUCUGUUACAAAGCAAUAGUGAUGAUUCAAUAGUCAAACUAUCAGAUUUUGGCUUAAGUAAAAUUGUUGAAGGUAACACAGUGUUACAAACUGAAUGUGGUACUGCAUGGUAUGUUGCACCCGAAGUGAUAUUAAAGAAUUAUAAAACUUAUACUGAAAAAGUUGAUGUUUGGAGUCUCGGUGUAAUAUAUAUGUUUGUCUUUGUGGAUGCUUACCCUUCUCAGCAGCUGAUCAAAUUUGCAAAGGAAAAUAUUCUUUCAAACAAAGUAUUUGGUCUUCGGUUAGUGCUGAAUGCAAGGAUUUAA
Ctenocephalides felis (cat flea) is the source of this 807-nucleotide messenger RNA. Its product is annotated as ovarian-specific serine/threonine-protein kinase Lok-like. Lineage: Eukaryota; Metazoa; Arthropoda; Insecta; Siphonaptera; Pulicidae. The record is from RefSeq and is a predicted model, not a curated record. Gene Ontology annotation, biological process: protein phosphorylation. Gene Ontology annotation, molecular function: protein kinase activity; ATP binding.